AUGUCAUCUGAAGAAGCUGAUCCGGCCCUCAAAGAAUGGAGCAAAAAAGAAGAGGCGAAUCAAAAUGAACAAAUGCGAUCCCAACUGGAACGAUUGACCAAAGGUCCCAGGAAGAGCUGCCUCCACCGAACAUUCAAUUUGCUAUCGUUUGUCAUGGGUAUGGCUGGAUUCCUCAUGAUUAUUGGACAGCUGAUAGGCUUGUAUUACUAUGAGAUGGACCCGAUCCAGGGUAUCAUGAGAGGAUAUGUGGUACUCAUGUCUCUGUUGGUGAUUUUGACCGAAUUGCAAUGGUUUCAAUUCAUUCGAGAAUCUGCCAUUCUUCGGAUUUGGAUUACCCGUGGCAUCUUUUAUUCCUUUGUGGGUGUGUUGGGCCUGGAGGAGAAUGACACGACAAAGAUAUCCAGCGAACACGUGGGUGUGGCAUCAGCUGUGAAAUUUGUGGAAGUUGUGGCAUACAUAAUGGUGGGCUGUGGCUGUCUGUACUUUGUCAUGGGGUGUCUAUGUCUGCAGCUGAUUUAUAACCGAGUGGUGACAGACUACGAACAAAGAGUGAGCGAGGCCAAGGCCAACCAGAAAAAGGUCACCGGCGGCUACAAAGAUCCAACCAGCAAUGGAUCCAUGGCGUAG
This is a messenger RNA of Seminavis robusta, 627 nucleotides long. Lineage: Eukaryota; Bacillariophyta; Bacillariophyceae; Naviculales; Naviculaceae. The record is from the annotation of a GenBank genome assembly.